GUGCGAUACGUAGAACGUCUAACGGUUAACUGCGCGGGGGGUGGAGCAGUGCGACAGUGGCGGCUGUGAGCGUUUUGUGUGGCCCGUAGCGACCACUAGUGGCGCGUCGCGGACACUGCUGUAGCGAGUGGCCGCCACCGGCUACACGUGUGCGGCGCGUCUAUACAAAAUAUAUGAAAAAGUAUGUUAUGUGGCUGUCGCUGGCCACCAGUGGCUGUGGUCGGUGGCCCGUUUGCGCGGAGCCUUAGGGCCGCCGUACACGGACUGCUCGAGCAGUUAGCGGCUGAGUGAAAUACACGGACCGCUCGAGCGGUCGGCGUCGACUGCUUGAGCUGUCGGUUGUUGACUGCUCGAGCUACGACCCAACUGCUCGAGCAGUUGAUUUUCUACCACAGUCGAGUCAUGGAUUCUGACGAGGAAGCACUGCUUUUGCUGCUCCUGCUCAGGCGGAGACGACGGCGGCGACGUCAAAAGAGAAAAUUUUGGGUUCAUCCAAUUUUGCAAUUAAGAGAACAACGUGGACAAUAGGCCUGUUGACAAAAUUUGGAAAUAUGUUUAAAACUAUAGUUUAGUAUCUAUUUUACCCCAAAAAUAUAAUAUUUUUAUAAAAAUAUGCGUUUUACGUAUUUAUUUUGCGUUUAUAAAAAUUAAUUUCAAAUUGACAUUUGAAAAGGCCAAGACUGUCAUGGCCUCUUGAAUGACGUCACACCUCGCGAAACAUUGGAGUUUGUAUAUGUUAGUCAAGGAGAUUUUUUAACAAAUAAUGCAUUCCUCUUAUUAUAAAUACUGUGUAGUGCCCCAGUGUAAAAGUACAACUAUAAAAACGCCAAACAAAUUAUUCAUAUACGUUCCAAACAAUAAACAAAUACGAAGAAAGUGGUUAGAAAUGGCAAGGAGGCAAGAUGCUCAUAGUUUAUCAACUAAUUCAACAAUUUAUUUCUGUGAAGAUCAUUUUGAUGUAAGUAUAAAACAACUCGAUGUGUCUAACCGUAAAUAUAAAAUAAAUGUUAUGAAUUUUGCAAAAUAUACCAUGAAGGUAAACAUAACCAAUAAAACGUUAUGACAUGAGUGAGUAAUUUUGUUUUUUUUAGGAGUAAAAACAUUAUUUUUGUUUUAUGCCUAUAUGAUGUAAUAUUAUACUAUUUCUAUAUUGUUUUAGUUGCCAAACGAUAUGAAUAACUAUACUGAGUAUCAUAUUAUGGGAAAGGUAUCACAAGUGCGCAUGAAACCAGGUUGUAUACCAAAGAAGUUCGAAUGCCAAGAAGAGAGAAGUAAACGGACAUGCAGUGACAUGGAACAAUCACUUAUUUUGAAAAAACAAAGGUUUUCAAUAAUCACAGAGUGUUUGAAUGAACCAGAACAAAGUUCAUCUGUCAAGGAUACUUCUGAUACAAGUUCAGAUUUUCAAAUAGUUCGAAAGAAUGUACCUGAAACUCUGUGUAAACUGACAGCCGAUAAAUCUGUUCAAGCCAUACUAACAUACAAAUUCAGAAGUAAAGCUGUCCAGACUAAACUAAAAUCAACAGAAAAGGCAUUAUCACCUUUAAAACCAUCAUACAAAUCUAUUUCCACAUCCCCGUUCAAACAGGAGACCAUUAAAAAAUCAAGUCCUUCUACAUCCGGCCUCUGCAAAGUUGCAAGAAGUUUAUUUAUUGAAUCAGAGCACUCUGAGAGUGAUAUUUCUUUAUAUGAACCAUCUACAUCUACGACCAGCUGCUCGCCCAUGCAUUUAUUGCAAGUUAAAUCUUCAUCUGACUGUAGUGAAUUUACUGAAGAGGACAAGAAGCUAGAAGCAAAAGAAACCAUAUCUAAUACAAUAAAAAAAAUUGAGAAAAAACCUAGAUUGUACAUUGGUGUUCCAAUCAAGUGUUACUAUUUGAUUGACAUUAUAAAAGAUGAAAUAAAUAUUCCCAAACAUCAUUUAUUAUUUUGUUUAAAUAAAAUAAGAUUGGAUAGUACAUUUUAUCAACUGUCAGAUGAUUAUGCAAUGUCUCCAUCAUAUUUAAGCAAGAUAUUUUCAAAAAAUGUACCAUUAAUAGCCAGUGUAAUGAGGCCUUUCAUUGUGUCACUAGAUAGUGAAAUGAUUAAAAAAAGACUACCUAUGGCAUUCAGGCACAAAUAUAAUAAUGUAAGUUGCAUUAUAGACUGCCUUGAAAUUGAAAUAGAAAAACCAUCUAAAGCAACAAACCAAGCAUUAACCUGGUCAGAUUACAAAAAAGCUAACACAAUAAAAUAUUUAAUAUCCUGUACACCAAAUGGAUUAGUGAACUAUAUUUCUCCAGGAUUUGGAGGCAGAACAACCGACACUUGUUUAGUUGAAUCCUGUGACUUUGUUCAAACAUUAAAAAGUGGUAUGUUCGUUAUGGCAGACAGAGGCUUCAAACAUGUAGAACAAUAUCUAAAAAAAGCUGGUAUUACACUAGUAAGACCUCUUAGUGUCGAAACAGGAGUAAAGAUGAGUAAAACUGAAGCGAAACUAACUAAGCAAGUAGCUAGCUUAAGGAUACACAUAGAGCGAGUUAUUCGGCGUUUACGUGAAUUUUGUAUGCUUAAACCACAUGCAUGUAUUAAUUUUAAAUAUGUAAAAAUACUUGACGAGAUAAUAAUCAUAGCAUGUGCCUUAAUUAAUAUACAAGAUUCUUUAAUAAAAUAAAAUAAAUGAAAAUCAA
Molecule: messenger RNA, 2669 nt
Organism: Trichoplusia ni (cabbage looper)
Lineage: Eukaryota; Metazoa; Arthropoda; Insecta; Lepidoptera; Noctuidae
Exons: 2
Coding region: 1172-2653 (493 amino acids)
Source: RefSeq, a predicted model, not a curated record